AUGUUUCACGAAUCUAUUUUGUUUCUGUUAUUUCUAGGUACAAUCGCACAGCAUUCGGUGUCUAAUCACUUGGAUCGAAAUGAUUCCCUCAUUUUACCCGAUUAUAUCCGAAAAAAUCCCAAUUCCUUUCUAUUAGUUAACCCGAAACAGGUGAAAAUUAUGGAACUAUCGAUUCAACGCUUCCUGUCCAAGAUGGCGGAACCAGUAAAGCGACCAAUUGUAUUGAGAUCGAAGAAGAAUAAUUUACAGUUGACGAUCCGAGAAAUGUGCGAUUCGAUUCGGAAGAAACUCAUGCAGUUUGCGAAAGAUUGCAAUCUGACCAACACCUUUCAACAGUAUAAGCAAACUUCCAGUGAGCUUCCGAUCUCGGAGGAUUGGUUCUCCGAAGCUUUACUACAGAUCGCGUUUUUGUUGCGAGAUGUGGGUAAUAUGAUCAACGAAGUCGAUGACGAAAUUAAUCAAUACUUCGGCGAACGCAACGUGACAUCACGGACGAAACAGCGAUCAAGGAGUCAAUCGGACGAAUUGCAAUUUAUGGGCGUCGUCUACAACGCAGCAGACUUUGGGGAAAGGUUGUCCCAAUGCCUGCUCCGUGUAUCAAGUAUGAAAAGACGCAAAACAUCUUACGAUCUUAACCGUGCUGUUUUAAAUAUAACCAGAAAUCCUCCACGUGUUGCAUUGAGGACCUUCAAGUCGACCUUACGAAGCACUUCGUACGACGAUGUUCCCAAAAAUCCCGCCUACAAAUCGUGGCAAGCGUUUCUGUGCCUCGCGAUGACAGGAGAGCAAGGUACAGAUUACAACGAUUGUAUUCGAGAUCUGCUAAAUCUCAACAAAUGUCUACGAAGCACGAAACAACUAUCGGAGAAUAGAAUGAGAAAAGUGCCAGAUAGAACAUGGAUGAAGGCGAUCAAGCAGUUAAGCGAUUGCAAAGUUUACCCAGGUAAAAAUCGAGAUGACAGAGUGACCUGCAGAUCUACCCGCAAAACGCCAAAAACGGUUAGUGACACUUUCGCGAAGAAGCCAUGGGGUCAAAGGUUCGCCAACGAAUUAUGCCAGUUUUGUACGAUUUAUGACAACGGUUUAAGGAAAUAUCGGAAACUUUCGGUACUCAGAACUAAAGACAAGAAGACCACGAGAAUGCAGGAGAAAGUGUCCAAAGCCAUACAAGUCUACAGAACAGGAAUGUAUGAAAGAAUAUUCGGAGCAAUUUCUGGAUUGCAUCGUUCUAUGACUGACUUCGAGAAACUCCUCGUCAGUGGGAUUAAAAACGUUAUGAAUGAAUCCUGGCAGAGCCACGUGAGAAUCCUGUCGUGUGUGAUGGACUGGAUGAACAGAGUAUUGGAGUUUUCUUCGGACGAAGGAAGUAGAGACGGACAGCAAAUGACAGACACCAGUACAGCAGUGGAAGAAUCGAAUGAAAAUGAUGGCUGGAGCUCAGAAUUUUUCAGAAGUGACGAGGAAGAAGAAAAUCCAUCUCGAUCCAGAGUUGUAUUAAAGAAAGCAGAAGCCUCCGUGAACAAUUUAAUUGAAUCCAUGAACCAUUUGAGCAGACAGCAAAGUUCGAACGACAAUAGCAUGCUGGCUUGUUUGGCGAACAACGUGCUGCUGGUUACAAUGUUCAUGCAAACGUUGGGCUUUGCCAGUACUUUGUUCUGCUUUGAAAAUGGAAUGAAAAACGAAACGCGUCCCCUCGAUGUUGAUAACGAACCGUUGCGUACGCGUCGUUCGAAAUUGUGUGAUGUGAAGCAAUGA
Dufourea novaeangliae is the source of this 1755-nucleotide messenger RNA. RefSeq lists its product as uncharacterized. Lineage: Eukaryota; Metazoa; Arthropoda; Insecta; Hymenoptera; Halictidae. The record is from RefSeq and is a predicted model, not a curated record. The transcript has 6 exons. Bases 1 to 1755 code for a protein of 584 amino acids.